This is a messenger RNA of Knipowitschia caucasica, 333 nucleotides long. NCBI's taxonomy places the organism in Eukaryota, Metazoa, Chordata, Actinopteri, Gobiiformes, Gobiidae. The record is from the annotation of a GenBank genome assembly.
AUGCUGAUAAUCUCAAUGUCCAGACAGGAGAAAAAGCUCGGCCAUCAGCUCUCCUCUCCGAAGCUGUCCAUCACUGUCAGUGUGGAUCAGUGGUGCAGAACUCAUCCUGGCUCUCCCGCUGGUCCCUUACCCCCCACCCCCAUUCUGCCGGACGGGACACGCUUUCGCCCAGCCACUCAUAUCGCUGUCAAGGGGAAGGAGAUGGGGGGGGGGGGGGGGGGCAAGCUGACAGGCCCCAACGAACGCCACUCGAUUCCAGUUUGUUGGCGAGGCUAUGGGUUCAGGCCAGCAAUCUGCGCCUUGGCAGUGGGUGGUCGUCCCGCGAAGUCAUGA